GUGAGAUCUGGCGCGGGCGCUCGCUCCCGUCCAGGACAGCGAAUUCCACCUUAAAAGCGGCCUCUGGAGUGAAACUUUUCGCCCUAACUCCGUCAGUCCACCUUAAGCGCACACGCUAACGCAAGAGGCGUAGAGCGAGGUUUCCGCUUCUCCGUGGGGUUCGGACCGCGGCUCACGAAAAAUCACCGUGUGUAACGUCCAAGCUUGACGCACUUAGGUGGAAGAGGGGCAGAAAAGCGAGGAGGAAAAAAAGAUGUCCGAGCCCAAGUACCGCGAGUGGAUUUUGGACACUAUCGACUCGCUGCGGUCUCGAAAAGCUCGGCCGGACUUGGAGAGAAUUUGCCGAAUGGUCCGGAGGCGACACGGGUCCGAGCCCGACCGAACCUGCGCGGAACUGGAGAAACUGAUCCAGGAGCAGACGGUGCUCAAAGUUAACUACAAGGGCUCCGUCUCCUACCGGAACGCCGCCAAGGUUCAGCGGCGGAGCAGAAAGAAAGACGAUGUUUCGUUAGCCACGGCUGCGAGACGGAGCGCGAUGGAAGAAGCCAGUCAUUCCGACCUGAGCAACGGGGAUAGCGCGUUCGGUGCCGUGGACCAGGACGAGGAGGAUUUGGAGGGCGACACCUCCAUGGCUAUGGACACAGACAGCAACCCUGAUGAGGAGGGGGCCGAGGAGAGCCGGGACGGGCAGGACGGACCGUCUCCCAGCCCCACACCUGAAGACGCCUCGGUGCAGUGUGCCCCCGUCCGGGCCGCCUCUGCGCCCUGCUCCCCCUCCGGCUCCCGGCCCGGCUCCAGCCCCAACUGCAGCUCCGGCUCGGCUCCGGACUGCGCCGCUUCCCAGAAGGCGGGCGAGAGGCCCAACUCCUUGCCCCCCUCCAGCCCCCUGGCCCUUACACACAAUGAAUGGGCCUAUAAUUCAGCUGUCAGCCCAGUGGAGCGCCAGCACCCAGGAAUGCAGAGGGACAAAGCGGAGCCGAAGCCAGCCGAGCACCCAGGGACGACGAGCCCCUGCGCUUCAACCAACGGAAAGAAAGAAGCCGAGAUCAGGGUGGAGGACAGCAGCCUCUCGCCGGACCAGUUGGUGCCGGACUCUGUGGGACGACCGGAUGAAGUGAGGAAUGUCUCCGAUGGAAGGUUACAGACGGUGUCUCCGCCGCCUGAGAGCUGUACAGUAAAGAAGAUCGACACACCCUACACAGCAGCUGAAGGCGGCCUUCUUAAUGGCGGGACAGGUGAUGAAGUCUCGGUGAAGAUGGAGAAGACCAACCAGAACCUGUUGCAGUGGACCGUGGCGGACGUGGCCAGUUACUUCUCAGCGGCGGGAUUCCCAGAGCAGGCGGUGGCUUUUCGAACGCAGGAAAUCGACGGGAAGUCUCUCCUCCUGAUGCAGCGCAGUGACGUCCUGACGGGCUUGUCCAUCCGACUCGGCCCCGCCCUCAAAAUCUACGAGCGCCACGUCAAAGUGCUGCAGAGGACCCACUUCCUGGAAUGUGACGACAUCUGACGGGGACCAGCAGCGCCGUAUGAACUCAGAAACGUGCAUGCAGUUCCCUCCGCCAUCUGGAUCCGCCCGCCCGUCCUCCUUCAUGUAUAAAUGCGUAGAGGGCGCGCGGAGCGGGAAAAAGGCUGCGGAGGAUUUCGCCUUCACUGUGAGAACGACCAGAAGCUGAAAGACAGUCAUCCUACCUCUCAUUACGGUCUUCGAUUUUUUCAAACUUUUUUUUUUUUUUUUUUUUUUCCACUCCUGUGGCCAAUUUGCGGAGACAAAAGACAGCUGCAAGAAAAAUCAGUUUGAGUGGAGCCGUGCUGACCUUUCUGCUAAAGUGACGCUGGUGCGUACGGUACACAGCACUGAGACCCACUCCAAGUGUGGGGGGGGGGGUCGUCCUGUCAACUUUCUGCAAGAUUUAAAAACCGAAGGUCACUAAGAACUUAAAGCACAUCCGCUGUGCUUCCUUUUCGCUCGGUGAUGAGAGUCAAGCAUCAGAAGUCGAUGUAAAAAGUUAGCGUUGAACGUU
Messenger RNA from Fundulus heteroclitus (mummichog), 2021 nucleotides. RefSeq names its product sterile alpha motif domain containing 1a (gene samd1a). The coding region runs from base 254 to 1507 and encodes 417 amino acids. The transcript is spliced from 7 exons. The record is from RefSeq and is a predicted model, not a curated record. NCBI's taxonomy places the organism in Eukaryota, Metazoa, Chordata, Actinopteri, Cyprinodontiformes, Fundulidae. Gene Ontology annotation, molecular function: DNA binding; protein binding.